AUGGCAGAGCCAGUGACGCUGCGCAGGGGCCACCUACGGGGCCCCAUCCUGCAGCUGCGUUACAUGGUGAAGCAGCUGGAGACGGGCGAGGUGAACGUGGAGGAGCUGAAGAGGAACCUGGAGUAUGCCGCCUCGCUGCUGGAGGCUGUCUACAUCGACGAGACGAGGCAGAUGCUGGACACAGAGGACGAGCUGCGGGAGAUGGGCUCGGACGCGGCGGUGCCCUCGGAGGUGCGGGACUGGCUGGCGGCCACCUUCACUCAGCAGGCACGGGCCAAGGGGCGCCGGGCAGAGGAGAAGCCCAAGUUUCGCAGCAUCGUUCACGCCGUCCAGGCUGGCAUCUUCGUGGAGAGGAUGUUUCGCCGGACGUACACGGCCGUGGGGCCCAGCUACUCCACCUCCGUCCUGAACUGCCUGAAGAGCCUCGACCUGUGGUGCUUUGACGUCUUCGCGCUGAACCGGGUGACGGACGAUCACUCCCUGAGGACCAUCGUCUUCGAGCUCUUCACCCGACACAACCUCAACAGCCGCUUCAAGAUCCCUGCUGUCUUCCUGACGACGCUGCUGGACGCGCUGGAGGCCGGCUACGGGAAGUACCGGAACCCCUACCACAACCAGGUCCACGCUGCCGACGUCACCCAGACCGUCCACUGCUUCCUGCUCCGCACCGGCAUGCUGCACUACCUGACGGAGAUCGAGGUCCUGGCCAUCAUCUUCGCCGCCGCCAUCCACGACUAUGAGCACACGGGCACCACCAACAGCUUCCACAUCCAGACCAAGUCGGACUGCGCCAUCCUCUACAACGACCGCUCGGUGCUGGAGAACCACCACAUCAGCGCCGUCUUCCGCAUGAUGCAGGACGACGAGAUGAACAUCUUCGUCAACCUCACCAAGGAUGAGUUUGCGGAGCUGCGGGCGCUGGUGAUCGAGAUGGUCCUGGCCACCGACAUGUCCUGCCACUUCCAGCAGGUGAAGUCCAUGAAGACGUCCCUGCAGCAGCUGGAGCGGAUCGAUAAGUCCAAGGUGCUGUCGCUGCUGCUGCACGCGGCCGACAUCAGCCACCCCACCAAGCAGUGGUCGGUGCACAGCCGCUGGACCAAAGCCCUGAUGGAGGAGUUCUUCAGGCAGGGGGACAAGGAGGCUGAGCUGGGGCUGCCCUUCUCGCCCCUCUGCGACCGCACCUCCACGCUGGUGGCCCAGUCCCAGAUCGGCUUCAUCGACUUCAUAGUGGAGCCCACCUUCUCGGUGCUGACCGACGUGGCCGAGAAGAUGGUGCUGCCUGUUGCCGAGGACGGCACCAAAGCCAAGGGCAACCCGGUGGCCAGCCAGCAGGCCAGCUCGCAGUGGCGGCAGCCGUCCCUGGACGAGCACCUGGAGCUGGGGGACAUCAAAGCCGACCUGGCCGGCUUCCGCUCCACCUGGGCCAAGUACAUCCAGGAGAACAAGCAGAAGUGGAAGGAGCGGGCGGCCAGUGGCAUCACCAACCAGGCGUCCAUCGAGGAGCUGUCGCCUUGCGAGGAGCAGCUGCCCCCGGCCCCUGGCCGGCACAGGCAGAACGGGGACGUGGAAUAGCACUGGGAGGAGCGAGGUCCUCGUCCGGCCAAGUGACGCCGUCUCGCCCAAAG
This is a messenger RNA of Gavia stellata (red-throated loon), 1625 nucleotides long. It is a transcript of the gene PDE1B, whose product is annotated as phosphodiesterase 1B. Gene Ontology annotation, molecular function: 3',5'-cyclic-nucleotide phosphodiesterase activity. The transcript is spliced from 15 exons. Lineage: Eukaryota; Metazoa; Chordata; Aves; Gaviiformes; Gaviidae. Gene Ontology annotation, biological process: signal transduction. The record is from RefSeq and is a predicted model, not a curated record. Bases 1 to 1572 code for a protein of 523 amino acids.